Molecule: messenger RNA, 2086 nt
Organism: Xenopus tropicalis (tropical clawed frog)
Lineage: Eukaryota; Metazoa; Chordata; Amphibia; Anura; Pipidae
Gene: kcnip1
Product: Kv channel interacting protein 1
Exons: 8
Coding region: 808-1485 (225 amino acids)
Cellular component (GO): plasma membrane
Molecular function (GO): calcium ion binding
Source: RefSeq, a predicted model, not a curated record
GAUUGCAGUCAUAAAACUCAUGUCAGAUAAAUCCAGUCUGUGCCCCGCAGAGAGAUCCUGAUGCCUGUGAACACUAAAAUACACGCAAUGUGUGUCAUUUACCCUGAAAGGGACUGACUGGAGCACAGGAGACGCUCACUGACUCUGCCGCACACACUCACUUCUGCAGUCGUCAGCAGCAGCCACAUGGACUCUGCGUCUUCUGCACAAUUCCUAGCGCCCGAUGCGAACGGCUCAGCUACUACACCCGCUCCUCCUCCUCCUCCCUACCAGCUCCUGCCCGCUCUCUGCCGCUUCUCCUGGGGGAGCCAGCAUCUUCCAACCGUUCCUCCUGCUGGGAACCCUGCAUUUCUCUAGUUGGGAGCCUGUAUAUCUCUAGUUGGGAGCCUGUAUAUCUCUAGUUAGGAGCCUGCAUUUCUCUAGCGCUUUUCCUUUGGAGCCUGCGUUCCCUAGCGCUUCUCCUUAGCAGCCUGCAUUUCUCUAGUAAGGAGCCUGCGUUUCUCUAGCGUUUCUCCUUAGGAGCCUGUAUUUCUCUAGCGCUUCUCUUGCGCUUUGGAACCAGCAUCUAUCAAGUUCUACCCAAGACAAACCAAAGCAAAGGGAUACAUCACUAAGCUUCCAGCUACUAUUCAGAAAAAGGGGCUCAGCUAAAGAAAUUCCAUCACACACCUGGCCGACUUGCUCUCUAUCCCAGCUGUCUUUGGCUACAACAUUGUGACUUCUUUUGCUUCAGACGCACCUCAGCAGUUCCAUAAACUUUUCCUAGACUUUUGUCAGAUUUAGCCGGGGGGAUAGCGGCUGCCAGCCAUGAGCGGCUGCUCCAAGAGGUGUAAGCGCGGAAUAUUCCGCUGUUUCCAGACGCUGUUUAAGCUGCUGACAGGUACCCUGCACAAAGACAAAGUAGAAGAUGAGUUGGAGAUGACAACAGUUUGUUAUCGACCAGAAGGACUCGAACAGCUUGAAGCACAGACUAACUUUAACAAAAGGGAAUUACAAGUUCUAUACAGAGGAUUCAAAAAUGAAUGUCCAAGUGGAGUUGUUAAUGAAGAUACCUUCAAACUGAUAUAUUCACAGUUCUUCCCUCAUGGGGAUGCCAGUAUGUACGCACACUAUCUCUUCAAUGCAUUUGAUGCUGCACAAUCAGGAUCAGUAAAAUUUGAGGAUUUUGUCGCUGCAUUGUCAGUAUUGUUAAGAGGAUCUAUUCAUGAAAAACUGAGGUGGACUUUCAACCUCUACGACAUAAACAAAGAUGGAAAUAUAAACAAAGAGGAAAUGAUGGAUAUAGUAAAAGCCAUAUAUGAUAUGAUGGGGAAGUACACCUACCCAGUCCUUAAAGAAGAUGCUCCAAAACAACACGUAGAAGUAUUUUUUCAGAAAAUGGACAAAAACAAAGAUGGCGUUGUAACAUUAGAUGAGUUCAUUGAAUCUUGCCAAGAGGAUGACAACAUUAUGAGAUCAUUACAACUUUUUGAAAAUGUGAUGUAGCGCCAUGGAGACACUUGUUAUUUAUUGUGAAUAUCAUAAAACUGAAGCCACAAUAUGGAAAAAGAAAAUAAUCCAGCUCUCUUUAACACAAGGGGAUUUUGGAUCUCAGCCAUUAUUAAAGGAUUUAAGAGUUUUGUAUGUAUCCGAAUAGGGAAGAGUCUCAAAAAUUUCCCUGGUAUAAAAGUUAAUAAAACCAUUAGAUUUUAUAUCCUUUUUCAUGCAUGCCUUUAAAAAUUUGCCAAAUGAAAAAAAAAGUUGCUUUUAUUUUAAAAGACACUAAAUAAAUAUUUUGCUUGUCAGCUGUAAAUGCUUCUGCCAGCGGAAUCGAAUAAAAAUUGGUUACAAAAGCAAAAAUUGAUAAAGUCAUUGCUUGCAUCGACAUUUUACUGUAAUUAGGGGACACGCGUGUGUCUGUCUUUCCUUAAUUAUUUUAAAAAUGGAGCUUCAUUAAUAAAAUACAAUCAUUUGACAUUUUAUUGUAAAAUCUUCCCAUAAUAUGUACAGUCAUUGUUAUCUUUAAAAAGUGUUUUGUUUCAUUGCCCUUUGUACUGUAUGAUGAACAGAUAUUUUAUUUUCAAAUAAAGCACAACAUAAAGCUUAA